AUGAUUCAGGUCAAUAUGUUCAAUUGCUCUGUAAUUGUUAUCGGAAUGUGCCUUUUGCAUAAAGUUCUUGACAGUAUAUCAACCAGUGCAUUUCUCAAAGGCUGGGCUGCUUUUGCUUGGGGGUGUUUCGAAACUGUACAUAACGCAGCAACUCUGUUCCCACCAAAUGAUCAACUGCUGAUGGACUCCCUAGCUAUCCUGGGAAGGUCCAUGGUCAAAACAGAGAAUUCUGUUAUGAGGGGAGUCCUAUUCAAAUCAUCAGCAAUGGCAACACUCAAGAGCAAAGCUAGUGGCUCAGGCAUGACGAAUCCCUCUCUGGUUGAAGUUGCGACUGCCUUUGUAUGGAAAUGUGCAAUGUUGUCUGCUCAGAAAGCAAAUCGUGGUCUCCAGAGGCCAUCUGUACUGUCCCAUGCUGUGGAUUUACGGAGACGAAUGGUGCCACCAUUGCAGGAAUACUCCAUAGGGAAUCUACUUUGGAUACUAUGCACGAAAUGCAAGGCGGACAAUGAGAUAGUGCUACAUUCACCGAUUCGAAAGCUGAGGGAAACAAUCACAGAAAUCUAUGGCGAUUUCGUGGAAAGAUUGCAGAGUGGUCAAGGGUUGUGUUUGGUUGCUAAGAGUGUGAAAGAGAUGUGUAAGUUGUGCUCCGAAGGUCCAGCGGACUAUUUUGGGUUCACCACUUGGUCCAAGUUUGGUAUGUAUGACACUGAUUUUGAGUGGGGAAAACAUGUGUGGGUUAGAGGUCACAGGAUCGUUGGGUUGGAUAAUUUGGUUCAUACGUUGGAAACAAGAGAGGGAGAUGGUAUGGAGGUGUGGAUAACUUUGGAUGAAAGUGAGAUGGACAUAUUGCUUUGUGAUCAAGAGUUUCUUGCAUUUGUGACCGUAGAUCCAAAUUUUCUUCAAUGUUUCUCAUUAACUGGCAUGCCUUCACUUGGUUUAUGCUGA
Camellia sinensis is the source of this 945-nucleotide messenger RNA. NCBI's taxonomy places the organism in Eukaryota, Viridiplantae, Streptophyta, Magnoliopsida, Ericales, Theaceae. The record is from RefSeq and is a predicted model, not a curated record.